CUUUUGCACUCGCCCUAGCUCCUUCCUCCUAUAAAGGCAGCCCCCGCCGUGCGCUCUGCCCAACCACACUUUCUCUAAGUCCUAGCCAUCCGUCUUGCAGCUGUCCUCGGACUCCAGCCACCACUUCAGCUCGCCAUGGAUCCCAACUGCUCCUGCGCCACCGGUGACUCCUGCUCCUGUGCCGGCUCCUGCAAAUGCAAAGACUGCAAAUGCACCUCCUGCAAGAAGAGCUGCUGCUCCUGCUGCCCCGUGGGCUGUGCCCGGUGCGCCCAGGGCUGCAUCUGCAAAGGAGCAUCGGACAAGUGCAGCUGCUGUGCUUGACAUCACAGAGAGCCUGCCCCCUGAUGUAAAUAGAGCAACGUAUUCAAACCUACAUUGUUUUGUACAACCCUGACCUGUUUGCUACAUUCAUUCCCUUUCUUUUUUAUAAAAUACAUGAAUGAUAAUAAAAGUUGCUGCCUUUA
Rhinolophus ferrumequinum (greater horseshoe bat) is the source of this 464-nucleotide messenger RNA. Its product is annotated as metallothionein-2. The record is from RefSeq and is a predicted model, not a curated record. The transcript has 3 exons. NCBI's taxonomy places the organism in Eukaryota, Metazoa, Chordata, Mammalia, Chiroptera, Rhinolophidae. Gene Ontology annotation, molecular function: metal ion binding. Bases 136 to 321 code for a protein of 61 amino acids.